Messenger RNA from Triticum aestivum (bread wheat), 2564 nucleotides. Its product is annotated as ABSCISIC ACID-INSENSITIVE 5-like protein 2. The transcript has 3 exons. Gene Ontology annotation, cellular component: nucleus. Gene Ontology annotation, molecular function: DNA-binding transcription factor activity. Bases 1583 to 2260 code for a protein of 225 amino acids. The record is from RefSeq and is a predicted model, not a curated record. Gene Ontology annotation, biological process: positive regulation of DNA-templated transcription. Lineage: Eukaryota; Viridiplantae; Streptophyta; Magnoliopsida; Poales; Poaceae.
UCGCGCGGGCGAAUCGUUUUCCGCAGCCUCGCUCGUUCACCACCCCUUCUAUCCCCUUUAUUUUCUAUCUCAUCGGUGGCGAUGGCCACAAGAGAUCCAACCAUGGCGUCGGAGGUGAGCGCACGGCACCAUGGCUCUCUCCUUCCAUAUCUUCCUCCCCGCCAUGACCUCUCUCCUUCUUUUCUUCCAUCUCCCGCUCGAGUUGUAGCUAGCAGAGGUCAUGGCGGAAACUGCAGAUAUGUGAGAUUCGCGCGCGGGCGUCGGUGCCCUGUGGAUGGAGGUGGUUCUCCCCGACCGGUGCUCCCACCGGCGGCAUAGCGUGGGCGUGGCCCUUUGGGAGAGAGGAGACGAGUCAUGCUGGCUGCUCUAGUGCUUGGUGGCUGCUGCUCCUAACCGUCGCGCUUGAACUUCUGAGCACAGAUCUGGCCUCCUCCCCUCUUGAUUUCUUCUGAUCUGGCCUCUUGUGUGCACAGCCGGCUGUCCAGAUGCAUGUGGACUUAGUGCUUUGAAGAAUUUGUCCCCAUCGAGGAACGAUGUGAUGCUAAAUCGGUGUUCAAUAGGAACAACGCAAUGCAUAUGUAGUUUGUGUGGACGGUGGAUAAGUUUCCUAGCUAAUUGCUAGAAAUGCAAACUGUUUUCGUAUGCAUAUGCUUUGUUUAUUGCAAAAAUCGGAUUCCAGUGCUUAUCCAUCACUCGUCACUCAAACCAAACAAAAACUCGGCUAACCUCACCCACCCAAACCAAACAAGAAAAAUGGUUAUCCUUGUCCAGCUGGCUGAGGAUACCACUAACCACUCUAGUCUGUCCAUUAAACCAAACACACCCCCUCUGGCGUCCUAAGCUUCUCCUUCCUACAGCUAGAGCCUAGAGGUCAAACCAAUGUGGUUCACACAAGUGGUAUAUUCACGGCACGAUUCGCCCCUGAAUCUUUGCCUACUUUCGGCUCCCGUUGGGAAUGUUUUCCUUUGCUUGGAGGAGAUACGGCAUCGUUUACUAGUCGUAGUAUUUGCUACUAGGUCGAAAUUCCAGCAAAUUUUGCACAGCACGCCUGAAUGGAGCGGACUGUUGAGCGGGCCCGGUCUCUGUGGCACUCGCUGACCCGCUGUCACUGCUCGCUAGCCAGCCUGCAUAGGCUGCAGCGCCCCGCCCACCACAAGUAAAAUAAAAUAAAAUAAAAAUUCCACCGGGCGAAAAGGCGAUGGAAUUGAAAGCAAAGGCAGGAACCUUGGCUGGCCUCGCUAAAAAGCCAGGAGCUCUUUCCCCCUCUCUCUCUCUCUCUCUCUCCCUCCUCCCUUUUUGGAUUCUUCCCAUCUUGAGGCAUCGCCUGUCUGCCCCCAUCGGCCCAAGCCCACCACUCCCUUUGAGGAAUCGUAAAUUCUUGCCUCCCCGACUCUGCUCCUUCUUCUUCUUCUUCUUCAGCUGUCCAGCCAGCCUCGCCUCCAAGGGAAGGGAAAGGAGAGGAGUGGUGGAGCGGCAUCUCUCCGUGCUGCCAUGCAAGUGCACGCUCACGUUUCUUGCAGGUGUUCCUUCCGCGCGGCCAGUGAGUACUCUACUGGUGAGUGAGGAGUGAGUGGGUGAGUGAAUGGGAACUCAGGCAAUGCCGUCCGGUGGGGCCAUCUCGCGCCAGGGCUCGCUCUGCAGCCUCACGCUGAGCGACGUCGAGGGCCAGCUGCACGGCGUCAACCUCGACAACCUCCUCCGCACGGCCGGCUCGGCCAGGAGGACGGCUGACGAGGUGUGGCGGGACAUCCACGGCGCCGACGGCGGCACCAGCCGCCCGCGGGCCCAGAUGACGCUGGAGGACUUCCUGUCCAGGCCCGGUGGCGACGCGGGGGGCGCCCACUGGGCCGAGCAGUACAAUCCCCCGGCCCCGGUGCCGGGGCAGCAGCGCCACAACAACGUCGGCCGUCCCCUGCCGCGGCCGCUGGGGGUGGGCGCCGGGCCGGUGCUGGACGCGCUGUACCACGACCACGACCACGACGGGGCCACCAUGUCCGGGCAGAAGCGUGCCGCCGUGGGCGGCCCCGGGGAGAAGACGGUGGAGCGGCGGAAGAAGCGGAUGAUCAAGAACCGGGAGUCGGCGGCGAGGUCGCGCGCGAGGAAGCAGGCGUACACGAACGAGCUCGAGAACAAGAUCUCCCGACUGGAAGAGGAGAACGAGCAGCUCAGGAGUUACAAGGCAUUUGAACCGGUGGUGCACUGUGUGCCGCAGCAGGAGCCGAAGAACCAGCUCCGACGGAGGAACUCGGCCAGCUUCUGAUCAUCAUGUUAAUAGUACUAGUGGUGAACUGCCUGGCACUAAGGUCGCAAAAUUUGUAACUGAUUACUCCGUAAAACAUUUAGCUAGUAUUAGUAAGAAUACUCCUCUGCAGUCUCCGACUUGCUGUGAUGCAUGGCAAUUGCUGGUUGCUGCACACGGCAUUGCACUCCUAUCCUGCCUUUUUUUCCCCCAACUGGUGCAUUGCUUUCUGCAGCCUGUGAUUGCGAGAGUAUUCCAAUUAAGCUGUAAUGUUGUACUAUCUGGAAACAGAAUUGCUAGCCUAGCGGUCAUAUUCCAUCCCUUC